Lactuca virosa is the source of this 543-nucleotide messenger RNA. NCBI's taxonomy places the organism in Eukaryota, Viridiplantae, Streptophyta, Magnoliopsida, Asterales, Asteraceae. The record is from the annotation of a GenBank genome assembly.
AUGUUUCAUGUUGUAAAGAUGAUAUGGAAGAUGCAUAAUGAUGAAAAUGACUAUCAAGGCCAUGACCAUGACCAUCAACCCAUUUCUAAAGGUUAUGCAUGUGAUGAUGUCAUAGAUGGCGAUGAAAAAUGGGGUUAUUACCAUUGUGUUGAUGCAUCCAUGGAUGGUGAUGGCGACGACGACGACGAUGAUGACGACGAUAGUGAUUUAAAUAGAUGUAACAUAGUUACAAGGCAGAAAAAUAUAAGGCCCUUGCCACCAAAUGAAGCCCUUUUUACUGCAAUCCCUCCUCACCAAGCAAAAGGUCCUCCGUUGGAUCAAUUGACCAUGGAUUAUGUGAAACAGGGUGAUAGAGUGGCUGCCAACAGAAUAGGGUCGAAUCCACCGAGCUGUGAGCACAAGUGUUAUGGGUGCAGUCCUUGUGAUGCGACACAGGUGCCAAGCAUUAGUGGAUAUGUGGGUGUAGCCAUACAUGUACAGGACUCGAACUAUAAGCCAGAAAGCUGGAAAUGCAAGUGUGGAAGGACUUUAUAUAGCCCAUGA